This is a messenger RNA of Penicillium canescens, 2181 nucleotides long. Its product is annotated as cyclin family protein. The record is from RefSeq and is a predicted model, not a curated record. Gene Ontology annotation, cellular component: cyclin-dependent protein kinase holoenzyme complex; nucleus. Gene Ontology annotation, biological process: regulation of cyclin-dependent protein serine/threonine kinase activity. Gene Ontology annotation, molecular function: protein kinase binding; cyclin-dependent protein serine/threonine kinase regulator activity. The transcript has 2 exons. Lineage: Eukaryota; Fungi; Ascomycota; Eurotiomycetes; Eurotiales; Aspergillaceae. The coding region runs from base 525 to 1781 and encodes 418 amino acids.
CACAUGCUCAACGUCGUCACCCAUCCAUCCUUUCCUUUUUCUUUGCUGGUUUCCCUCGCUCUCUCGGAAAUCAUUGUCUCUCCUCAGACGCAUCUUUUUCGAUCUAUUGCUAUAAAUUGUGGGAAUUGUCUCUCAUAAAUUCUCCGAGUCUCACUUUUCCGGAGAAGCUCAGUUAGGGCUAUCGAUAAAGAGGGUUGACACGACAACCCCAACUAUCCUUACAGCAACAUUCCUUCACUCAAGAACUACUUCAUUGUCAAGUUAUCCUGCUGGCCAGGAAUUUGAAAGCGAUCCAGCUUCAUAUUACUUCGAUUUUGCUUUUGCUGCUUCUGUUUCUGUUUUGGUUUUCGCCUUUGUGCUGAACCUCGUCCCAUCUAUACCCAUACAAUUGUCAUUGUCUUUUGUCUUUCUUCGCACAAAGAAUAUCUCCCGAGACAGUCGUCACUGCCUUGAUUUACCUAUUCGUCUGCAGUGUGCCGACAUAUUUAAUUACACCCACCUCGACCUCCGCAACCACAUACACAAUGGAUUCCUUGUCGCUCAACAGAGCAGCUCUCGACGAGUUUGUCACUCAGCGAGUGACACGGGAAAUGGUGACGCACCUGGCCCAGCAAGCAGCUCAGGUCAUCCGCUGUGAAGCCCAUGUGACCAACACUGUCAACCAACAUGGACAGCCCACGCCGCCAUCCACUCCUCCCAUGGAAGCUUCCGACCUGCCUGCCCUUCCGUCAAUCGAAGCCUUCAUCGCGUCACUCGUCGCUCGCUCCCAGGUUCAGGUGCCUACUCUCAUGAGCUCCCUGGUAUACCUCGGUCGACUGCGUGCCCGUCUCCCCCCGGUCGCCAAGGGCAUGCGCUGCACCGUCCACCGGAUCUUCCUCGCCUCGCUCAUUCUCGCCGCCAAGAACCUGAACGACUCAAGCCCCAAGAACAAGCAUUGGGCCCGAUACACCGUGGUGAAGGGGUUCGAGGGCUUCGGCUUCUCCUUGCCGGAAGUCAACCUGAUGGAACGCCAACUGCUCUUCCUUCUCGACUGGGAUACCCGUGUAACUGAAGAGGAUCUUCUCACAUACCUCGAGCCCUUUCUGGUUCCCCACCGUCAGCGCCUGAUCGCCCUCGAGCGUGAGCGCAAGUCCGAAGAGGAGCACAUCCGCAAGCAACAACAACACCGCGAGUGGCGCCGUCUUCACGCAUCAGCGGACCUGCUGGCCAGCCGCCUGCGUCGCCAAAAGCUCGAAAGCCGUGGUGAGAGCCGCCGCGCAAACGACAACUCACUCCGCCGUCUCCCAAGCCAUGUCUCCUGCCCGAGCAUGCACAACGCCCAGAACACACAGGUCUCCGCUGAACACGAUCGUUACAACCCUUACCACCGCCAGCGCGCAUCUCCCAACCGACCCAACCGGUCCAUCUCCCCGCCCUCCGUUCGCGAUGUGCCGGCCCUGUCUCACGCCGAGACCUUCAACUCUCUCUGCUCGCGUUCCUCCAGCCUCGCCCCAAGUUCAAAGGGAACCCCGGCCAGCAUCAGCACAAUCUCUUCUCACGGUGGUGCCGAUGAUGUGAUGCUCACAGACCUCAGCCGCAGCCCAUCGUGCGCCUCUUCCCUCAACUACAGCUACGUCAACGUCGCUCCCAUCGAGACGAAGCACAAGCACUUUGAGCCCCUCCGCCAGCCUAGCAAGAAGGUAAAGGUCAACAGCCACGCCCACGGCGGCGGUUUUGUUGCUCGCUUCUUCGCUUCCGCCACUGGCUCUUACAUGAACGGCCGCGUUGGUCGCUCUCACUAAGUCGAGCUGGCCUCGAUUCACAUUUCCUACUUCUCUCUAUCUACCAUAUACCGAGCUAAUCACCGAUGCAUCUGCAUCUCUUUCCUACCCAUCUCAACAUCAUAUCGCUUUUAUUUAUUUUCUCUCUACCUAUUGCCGCUUCAAAAGCAUUUUCAUCCGUCGAUACGCCUUGUGCCAAUACCCUUCGCUCACAUUUGGUUUUCAUUUAUGGUUCCUCCUCAUCCGCCUUUCCGCCGCGUGUUUCAUUACUCAGUUCUACUAGAGAUGAGAUGAUUCCUCCGCUAUUUCCUUUCUCUUGUCUCUUUUCUUUUCUUCUCUCUCAAAACACUCGUUACAUUGCAUUGCCCUGGGAUCGGUAUGGCGUUCAUGUGCCCGGUCUCUUUUCUUCAAUGGGCGUUUU